Clupea harengus (Atlantic herring) is the source of this 3389-nucleotide messenger RNA. It is a transcript of the gene rftn1b, whose product is annotated as raftlin-like. NCBI's taxonomy places the organism in Eukaryota, Metazoa, Chordata, Actinopteri, Clupeiformes, Clupeidae. Bases 1226 to 3157 code for a protein of 643 amino acids. The transcript has 10 exons. The record is from RefSeq and is a predicted model, not a curated record.
GUGGGGUGAGGUGUGUGUGGGGGGUGGGAGGGUCUUCGUCUGGGGCUAAUGAAAAAAUACAUCCCCAUCCCAGUGUUGUGGAGGGCAGACACAGACGCUGUCAGCCCCUGAGCACCCUCUCACCCACACCCACCAUGUCUGAGCGUCACCAUCCGUCUAGCCUCCACUCCCCUGGGCAGUCUUCAGAGUUGUUGUUUUCUUCCUCUUCUUUUCUUCUCUUUUUCUUUGCCCCUUCACUCACUCACUCCCCCUCCCACUCACUCUCACUCUCUCUCUCGCUCGCUCUCUCCUCUUCACUCCUCUUCGCAGUACCUUGUUUUUUUCCAUGCCACUCACUGUUCCCCCUUUACCCCUCUUUACCUAUCUUCUCACUCCUCCUUGUAUUUAGCAACUCCCUCUCCCUCCUCUUUCAUCCCCCGCCUCUCCCCUUCCCUCCCUCCCUCCCUGCCUCCCCCUCUCCCUCUUCCUCUCUCUCUCCCUCUCUCACACUCUCGCUCUCGCUCCCCUUGCCUCUCUCCUCCUCAGUUGGAUUCUUCAGUCAGUGGACUGGAACUGUAGCGGCUGCUGGAAGAGCCGAGAGAGAAAGAGAGAGAGGGAGUGGAGGGUGGAGACGUCGAAGCGGUGUGUCUGGGUCAGACAGCUCUGUCGUUUCAUACAAUCACAGAGGAGAGAGAGAGAGUGAGAGGUGGGCAGAGAGAGAGAGAGAGAGAGAGAGAGAGUAAGUGAGCAAGAGAGAGAGAGAGAGAGAGAAAACUCAGCAGGAGAGAGGAGGUAGACAUGUCAGAGGAUGUGGUUUUCCUGAGCUUGCAGAACAUCGCACAGGCAUACUUUGAGCAUGACCUAAACAAGAGCACGCAAAAGUGUGUUUGCUGCCUUCCGUUAGCUGCAAGAAGCCACUCCGCAGGAGAGAGAGAAGACUGUGCCCCUGAUCCCGCUGGAUUUUGAGCCUAUACGGUCUUUAUUUUUGCUUCCUCUUCUCCCCCUUUUUGCUCCUUUUUUUCUGCCAGAAAGUCUCUUAUCUGAGCCCCUCGGCUCUUGGCAGGGAUCGCGGAGGAUUUGUGUGCGGCGUCCACCUCCGCUGCGUGCUGUGCUCCUGUCACUCCGCUUCAUGCCUCUCUCCGGCUGUUGCGCCGGUCCGCUUGCCCACUCCUGAUCUCUCGGACCAACUUGGAGGAGCCGCUUGUCACCACUUUCACAACAGGCCCAGACGUACUCAGGGGGGGCGAUGGGCUGUGGCCUGCGGAAGCUGCGUCAGUCAGAGGACAGACAGGACAGCCCGGGGAAGAUCUACUCCACGCUCAAGCGGCCGCAGGUGGAGACCAAAGUGGGCGUCGCCUACACCUACCGCCACCUUGACUUCCUGGUGGGAAAAGAUGAUGGCACGUCCACCCUGCAGCUGUCCUCGGUGCGAGAGCUACCUGCCCAGGUGCUGGAGCUGUACCAGCAGGGCUUCGAGCUGGCCGCCGUUCACCCCUUCGUCCACCCGUGCGGACCGGAGCCCGCCAGGCUCCAGCGGCAGCUCUACAGGGCCGUCCUCGUCCGCAUCGCAGACAGUGUGGAGAAGAGCCAGUCGGAGUUGGUUGAGUCGUGCAGCCUGAGACUGGAGGAGUGUCUGUCUGCGGAGCGCUCCCCCAGCACCGAGCACAUCCAGGGCUACGUCAAGAAGCAGAUCCAGGAUGCAGCUGAUCAGGGGAUCAUGUUUGUGGGCUUCAUCCAGGAGCCCGGCCGGGUCCGCGUCCACCUGUCGGCUCUCGGGGAUCCAGAGGAGCCCUUCCUGUCCCUGCACUCCAGCCCCAGCUCACUGCACAGCUCUGGGGUAGGACAGAGCCCCAGCCCCCUGGAGCUCACAGUCUCGGAGGAGCAGGGCAAGUCUGGCGGAGAUGUGCCCACGUCCCUGAAUGGGGAAGACGACCAGCCUGCUGGGGACGGCAGCAGAGGCGCAGACUUAGGAGGAGACGUGGUCGUGGAGGAGGAGUCCUCCGUCCCGGCGUCACCGUCCUCUCGAGGCUCGGACUUGGAGUCCCCGACGCACAACAACAACGAAACGAAAGUCUCACAGCGGACCAAUAAGCUGCCCAUCUCAGCGCCUGUGAAGAAUGGAAUGGAGCUCUUCGCCCUCUACAACCACCCCUGCAGCCGCGAUGCUCAGGUCAAGUACUACACCGUCAAAGUGCCUCUGAGAGUCCAGCCGCACGAGGAGGGCAUCCCCAACGUGGAGGCCAACUGGCUCGAUCACAUGACUCAGCACUUCAACAACGGAGCCUCGCUGGUGGACGGCUACUUCCAGCUGGGCGACGUCGGUAACGACUCGCUGCCCAAGCUGGUGGAGAGCGUCUUCAUCUUCCAAGAGGGCCUCGAGGGAGAUUCCAACACAGCCACGGCCUACGACGCCAUUGUGGUGGAGCAGUGGACUAUCAUUGAUGGUGUGCAGGUGAAGACGGACUACAUCCCCCUGCUGCAGUCGUUGGCCAUGUAUGGAUGGAGACUGACCUGCGUCCUGCCCACACCCAUCGUCAAGACCAACAGUGAUGGAAGUCUGAGCACCAAGCAGAUCGUGUUUCUCCAGAGGCCCGUCCUGCCACGCAAGAAGAGAGAAUCUAAGCUCAUCUUCAAAACACGCAACAAGUCCAACAAGAACUCCAUCAAAGACAUGCCCAAGGGCAAGAAGAAGAAGAACACGCCCACAACGACAGCGGAGCGGGAGCUGGACGAUCAGAGGAUCUCCGACGGCACGGAGAAGGUGGCCAAAGACGAAGAGCGCAAGGGAGCGAGCGAAGAGAAAGGAGAGGAGGAGGAGGAGAAGGAGGUUGAAUUAGAGGACAAAAUCAAACCGGCUAGGGCAGAACCCCAGACAAGAGAAGCAGGGGAUGAGGGAGUGAUAAAUACUGUGGAGGAAGAGAUAGAACAAGUGACUGAGAUAGAAGAGGAGAAAGGUGGAGAGGUUAAGAAGAAAGAGGAGGCAGAGGAAGGAGAGGAAGAUGGAGAGAAGGAGGACGACGAGAGGAACGACAGCAGGGCAAGUACUGAACCAGAGAUGAACGGAGAGACAGACAGGGAAGAGACAGACAGGAAACAGACAGACAGGGAAGAGACAGACAGGAAGGAGACAGAGUGUGAAGACACAGGUGAAGGGGCAGAUGAGGGUGGUCAGGAGUGAGGGAGAAGAGGAGACAAAAGAGGAGGGAGAAGGAGGCGCAGGAGAAGAGCAGGAACGUGAUCCCAGCACAGAGGUCAGAGAGGGGAAGUUAGACCUGGUCAAAGCGGAAGAGGUCGCCGUGCAACCGGAAGAAGGGGCAUUGACCAAUGGGAUCCUUAGGGAGGGGCCAGGCGAGGAGGACAACAUCGAGGUGGAGGAGUAAGACUUCUCCGCCAGCACAGACAUCAGCUGC